GAUGCAUACAUAGCAUUCAUUCAUGUGGGGAUGUACAUAAAGAUACCUAUGUCCGCUAUGCUGCCGUGACGCAGACGUGAUAUGGAUGUACCAUAACCGUGUCUCUUAUGCGUCGUUGACAUGACCCGCAGCGGAGCGAGUCGUGCUUGUUAGUUACCACGGGGCUUCACCUACGUGUGUCAGGCGUGCCAUCUCGUACAGAGAUGAUAAGGCAUCGUUGCAGUGGAAACGAGGAUUCCUUGGCUGGCCGCCAUCGUACGUGAGCAUUAAUUCUUGGGAACCCUCCUCUUGUCGCCUCUCUCUCUCUCUCUCUCUUCUCUUUCAGCUCAUCUUCUAUAAUAGAUCCCCCACUACACUUGAUUUAUUCCUCCACCAUCAGAGUCUUAUCUCCCUCCAUGCUUCCAUUGACCAGCGGCUGAAGAAGACGUUCCGCCGAGGAGGAAGAGAAGCAGAGGAGUGGAAAUCAGGCGGCUGUGUGAUGAAGAUACUGUGUGAUGUUUGCGGCAAAAAGGAGGCUCUGGUGUUCUGCUGCGCCGACGAGGCCGCCCUCUGUGACGCCUGCGACCGCCGGGUGCACUGCGCCAACAAGCUUUCCGGCAAGCACCGCCGCUUCUCCCUCGACUACCCUUCCGUCCACUCCAACCCCCUCUGCGACGUCUGUCAGGAGAAGAGAGCGAUUUUGUUUUGCCAAGAGGACCGAGCGAUCCUCUGUAGAGAGUGCGACUCCGCCAUACAUAGCACCAACCACCUCACCAUGAAGCACAGCAGGUUCCUUCUCACUGGCGUCCGCUUCUCCGCCGCGCCUCUCUCGGCUCCCGACACAGAGGCGGCCGCGGCAGCCAACAGCAGGGACGGUGCGAUCUGGAAGAGCAAGAAAGGCAAGGCCAUGGUGGCGGACCCCACCGCCGCCGUGGUCCCCGGCGACCCUAUCAAAACUGCUGCUUUUCCCUCAGCUAGCGCGUCUUUUAGCGCCACCAGCAGCGGCAAUGCCAGUAGCAUCUCGGAGUACCUCACCAAGACGUGCCCAGGCUGGCACGUCGAGGACCUUCUGGUCGAAGACACGGCCGCCGCCCCCGCCAUGGAUGGUUUCUUCGAGGUGAACAUGUCGCUUCCAUGUUUGGAUCUGCAUGGCGGAGGGCUGGAAGACAUCUGCGCGGCCCACGCGCCGCAGUUCCUUCCGCACUGUCCUCCGGCCGCUCAUUACCAGCACUGGCUGGUGGACAAGGAGGUAGCAAGCAGCUUCCCACACAGAGAUAAGUCCGGGAAGGAGCGGUGGAGCGACGACGCGUUCAUGGUGCCUCAGAUCUCCUCUGUUCCAACUCCCAACAAGAAACCAAGGAACUCUGUUUGGUACUACUGAUUCCUGUUCAUAGGCACCCUCUCCUUUCUUCCUCUCCUCUUUUGCCUUCAACAUUUGGUUUUAUUCCAAGAGAUUGUUUGGUGUGCUGCUAAUGGUAAUGUUGUACUGUCAAUAUGAUGCUUGUCAUUUUUUGUUGCUUAAUCUCUCUCUGAGCACAAAAAAAGACAAGAGUUAUUUAGCUUUAA
Molecule: messenger RNA, 1545 nt
Organism: Musa acuminata subsp. malaccensis (wild Malaysian banana)
Lineage: Eukaryota; Viridiplantae; Streptophyta; Magnoliopsida; Zingiberales; Musaceae
Product: B-box zinc finger protein 20
Biological process (GO): regulation of DNA-templated transcription; photomorphogenesis
Cellular component (GO): nucleus
Molecular function (GO): zinc ion binding
Source: RefSeq, a predicted model, not a curated record